This is a messenger RNA of Serinus canaria (Common canary), 6471 nucleotides long. RefSeq names its product TRAF2 and NCK interacting kinase (gene TNIK). The coding region runs from base 261 to 4331 and encodes 1356 amino acids. Lineage: Eukaryota; Metazoa; Chordata; Aves; Passeriformes; Fringillidae. Gene Ontology annotation, biological process: protein phosphorylation. The transcript has 32 exons. Gene Ontology annotation, molecular function: ATP binding; protein kinase activity. The record is from RefSeq and is a predicted model, not a curated record.
GGCGCGGGGCCGUGCGGGCGCGGUGCGGGGCGGGCGCGGCGAUGCGCCGCCGCCGCCGCCAUCCCGGCGCAGCCCGCGGCGAGCCCUGCCUGCCUGGCCGCCCCUAGGCAGCCGAGCUGCGGGCGGAAGGACAGGGGCGGCGGCGGCGGCUUCUCCUUCCCGGCGCCCCGCAUGAGGAGAGGCGUUAAAUAGCGCCAGCGCCGCGGCGGCCGCCACUGCCCGGUCGGUGGCGGCGGGGCCGCCUGGCCGGCGGCGGAAAUAUGGCGAGCGACUCCCCGGCGCGGAGCCUGGACGAGAUAGAUCUCUCGGCGCUGCGGGAUCCUGCAGGAAUCUUUGAAUUGGUAGAGCUCGUUGGCAAUGGUACCUACGGGCAGGUCUACAAGGGUCGUCAUGUUAAAACAGGCCAGCUUGCUGCUAUUAAGGUUAUGGACGUCACCGGGGAUGAAGAGGAAGAGAUCAAACAAGAAAUUAACAUGCUGAAGAAGUAUUCUCAUCACCGAAAUAUUGCUACGUAUUAUGGUGCUUUUAUUAAAAAGAACCCACCAGGCAUGGAUGAUCAGCUCUGGCUGGUGAUGGAGUUCUGCGGCGCGGGCUCCGUCACCGACCUCAUCAAGAACACGAAGGGGAACACCUUGAAGGAGGAGUGGAUUGCCUACAUCUGCAGAGAGAUUUUGCGGGGCUUGAGUCAUCUACACCAGCACAAAGUAAUUCAUCGAGACAUCAAGGGACAGAAUGUAUUGCUGACAGAAAAUGCAGAAGUGAAACUAGUGGAUUUUGGUGUCAGUGCCCAGCUGGACAGGACUGUGGGCAGGAGGAACACCUUCAUUGGCACGCCUUACUGGAUGGCCCCCGAGGUCAUCGCCUGCGACGAAAACCCCGAUGCCACUUACGACUUCAAGAGUGACCUGUGGUCUCUGGGGAUAACAGCCAUCGAGAUGGCCGAAGGUGCUCCCCCUCUGUGUGACAUGCAUCCCAUGAGAGCCCUCUUCCUCAUCCCCCGCAACCCGGCCCCGAGGUUGAAAUCAAAGAAGUGGUCUAAAAAGUUUCAGUCCUUCAUUGAGAGCUGCCUAGUGAAGAACCACAGCCAGAGACCCACCACGGAGCAGCUGAUGAAGCACCCCUUCAUCCGGGACCAGCCCAACGAGAGGCAGGUCCGCAUCCAGCUCAAGGACCACAUCGACAGGACUAAAAAGAAGCGAGGAGAAAAAGAUGAGACAGAGUACGAGUACAGUGGAAGUGAGGAGGAGGAGGAGGAAAAUGACUCUGGUGAGCCAAGCUCCAUCCUGAACCUGCCCGGGGAGUCGACGCUGCGGCGGGAUUUCCUGCGGCUGCAGCUGGCCAACAAGGAGCGCUCGGAGGCGCUGCGGCGGCAGCAGCUGGAGCAGCAGCAGCGCGAGAACGAGGAGCACAAGCGGCAGCUGUUGGCCGAGCGGCAGAAGCGCAUCGAGGAGCAGAAGGAGCAGAGGAGAAGGCUGGAGGAGCAACAGAGGCGGGAGAAGGAGCUGCGGAAGCAGCAGGAGCGGGAGCAGCGCCGGCACUACGAGGAGCAGAUGCGGCGGGAGGAGGAGCGGCGGCGCGCGGAGCACGAGCAGGAGUACAUCAGGCGACAGUUAGAGGAGGAGCAGAGACAGUUAGAGAUCCUGCAGCAGCAGUUGUUGCAGGAGCAGGCGCUACUUCUGGAGUACAAGCGCAAGCAGCUGGAGGAGCAGCGGCAGGCGGAGAGGCUGCAGAGGCAGCUCCAGCAGGAGCGGGACUACCUGGUGUCCCUGCAGCAGCAGCAGCAGCAGCAGAGGCAGGACCAGAGGCCAGCAGAGAAGAAACCCCUGUACCAUUACAAAGAAGGGAUAAAUGCCAGUGAGAAGCCAGCGUGGGCCAAGGAGGUGGAGGAGCGCUCGCGGCUCAAUCGGCAGAGCUCGCCGGCCAUGCCCCACAAGGUGGCCAACAGGAUUUCUGACCCCAACCUGCCUCCUCGCUCCGAGUCCUUCAGCAUCAGCGGCGUGCAGCCAGCCCGGACCCCGCCCCUGCUCCGGCCCGUGGACCCGCAGAUUCCACAUCUGGUCACUGUGAAAUCCCAAGGAAGCUCCUUGUCUGGGUCUCAGUCACUGCAUGAACAGCCUGCAAAGGGACUGGCUGGGUUUCAGGAGGCUCUGACGGUGACCUCUCACCGCACUGAGAUGCCAAGGCAGAACUCGGACCCCACCUCAGAAAACCCUCCUCUGCCCCCUCGCAUUGAAAAGUUUGACCGAAGUUCUUGGUUACGGCAGGAGGAAGACAUUCCACCAAAGGUGCCUCAACGAACCACUUCCAUAUCCCCUGCCCUGGCAAGGAAGAACUCCCCGGGCAAUGGCAGCGCCCUGGGGCCACGGCUGGGCUCCCAGCCCAUCCGGGCAAGCAACCCAGACCUGAGGAGGACAGAGACCAUCGUGGAGAGCCCCUUGCAGAGGACCAGCAGUGGCAGCUCCUCCAGCUCCAGCACUCCCAGCUCCCAGCCCAGCUCCCAGGGUGGAUCCCAGCCUGGCUCCCAGGCUGGCUCCAGCGAGCGCAACCGAGUCAGAGGGAAUGCCAAGCCUGAAGGGUCCCCUGUGCUCGCCCAUGAGCCUGCCAAGGUCAAGCAGGAGGACAACAGGGACGUGACACGACCGAGCCGACCCGCUGAUCUGACGGCUUUAGCCAAAGAGUUGAGGGAGCUCCGCAUCGAGGAAACCAAUCGGCCCCUGAAGAAGGUGACAGACUAUUCCUCCUCCAGCGAGGAGUCGGAGAGCAGCGAGGAGGAGGAGGAGGAUGGGGAGAACGAGACACACGAUGGGACCGUGCCUGUCAGUGACAUCCCACGGCUCAUACCCACAGGAAUUCCUGGGAGCAACGAGCCGUACAACCUGGGAAUGGUGACAACCCACGGGCUCGAGACUUCCCACGCAGAUACGUUUAGCAAUAUUUCAAGGGAAGGGACUUUAAUGGUGAGGGAGACCUCUGGUGAAAAAAAGCGUUCUGGCCACACAGCCAGCAAUGGCUUUGCAGGUCACAUCAAUCUGCCUGACCUGGUGCAGCAAAGCCACUCGCCGGCGGGCACGCCGACCGAGGCCCUGGGGCGAGUCUCCACGCAUGCGCAGGACAUGGACUCGGUGCCUGAAUAUGGUAUGGGAAGUAGCACCAAAGCCUCUUUCACCCCCUUUGUGGACACCAGAGUGUAUCAGACCUCUCCUACUGAUGAAGAUGAAGAUGAGGAUGAAGAGUCAUCUGCUAAUCCCCUGUUCACCAGCGAGCUGCUGAGGCAGGAGCAGGCCAAGCUGAACGAGGCGCGCAAGAUCUCAGUGGUGAACGUGAACCCCACCAACAUCCGCCCGCACAGCGACACCCCGGAGAUCCGCAAAUACAAGAAGCGCUUCAACUCCGAGAUCCUCUGUGCUGCUCUCUGGGGUGUGAAUCUGCUGGUGGGCACGGAGAACGGCCUGAUGCUGCUGGACCGAAGUGGGCAGGGCAAGGUCUACAACCUCAUCAACAGGCGGCGGUUCCAGCAGAUGGAUGUCCUCGAGGGCCUCAACGUCCUCGUGACAAUAUCAGGAAAGAAGAACAAGCUGCGUGUGUACUACCUGUCCUGGCUGAGAAACAGGAUUUUACACAAUGACCCUGAGGUGGAGAAGAAGCAGGGCUGGAUCACAGUUGGGGACCUGGAGGGAUGCAUCCACUACAAAGUUGUGAAAUAUGAAAGAAUCAAGUUCUUGGUGAUUGCCUUAAAGAACGCUGUAGAGAUCUACGCUUGGGCUCCUAAACCAUAUCACAAAUUUAUGGCAUUUAAGUCUUUUGCAGAUCUCCAGCACAAGCCGUUGCUCGUGGAUCUCACUGUAGAAGAAGGUCAGAGGCUGAAAGUUAUCUUUGGAUCCCACACUGGUUUCCAUGUGAUUGAUGUAGAUUCUGGGAACUCCUAUGAUAUCUAUAUACCAUCUCAUAUUCAGGGCAAUAUUACUCCUCACGCCAUUGUCAUCCUGCCCAAGACGGACGGGAUGGAGAUGCUGGUGUGCUAUGAGGAUGAGGGUGUCUAUGUGAACACCUACGGACGGAUCACUAAAGACGUGGUGCUCCAGUGGGGAGAAAUGCCUACUUCCGUGGCCUACAUUCAUUCCAAUCAAAUAAUGGGCUGGGGAGAGAAAGCGAUUGAAAUCCGGUCAGUGGAGACAGGACAUUUGGAUGGAGUAUUUAUGCACAAGCGAGCUCAAAGGUUAAAGUUUCUAUGUGAAAGAAAUGAUAAGGUAUUUUUUGCAUCGGUGAGAUCUGGAGGAAGCAGCCAAGUGUUUUUCAUGACUCUCAACAGAAACUCCAUGAUGAACUGGUAACAGAGGAGCACUUGGCACUCACCGCCAUGGCAUUAUUUCUAAUUUAAAGGACAUUAUCACGUGGACUAACACUGUAGAGGCAGGUGGAGGGCGCCGAGGAACCCCCUCCCCACGCUCCCCCGGCGCCGCCAGCCCCGGGGCAGGGACUGCAGCCAGGGAUGGACUUUCACGCUUGGACCCCACAAGGUCUCCUGAUUACGCUGUGUUAUAGUGGGUUAUGAGUUUUCCUUUAUUUUAUUUUAUUUUAUUUUUUAGUUUUACUUUUUCUUUGUCCCCUACUUUGUAAGAACGGGGAAAGAAACAGUGUCAAAAAGUCUGUUUUUAAUUCUGUCUGCCUGCUAGCAUCAAAUAUAUAGUAUGUUGUAAAGUUACCAAUUAAAUCUGGUGAGAGACAGCACAAUAAAUGUACCUUUUAUCUUUGUGAUGAAGGCCAUAACCAUAUAGCUCGGUAAUUUUAGAAAUCUUUUGCCUUCACCAACAUUUACAUGUUGCUUUUGGCAGCAACGGCUUAACGGAUUUUUAAAGAAGAGAAAAAAUAAUAGGUUUUUUUCCCCUCUUUUGGGAAAUGGAUUUUAAAUGGCUAAACUACUAGCCUUAGACUAAUAAAAAUCAGCUACCAUUUUUGUCAAGUCUGUCAAUCCAUAUUUCUAUAUGGAUCUUCACAUAAUGGUGUGUCUUGAUAUAGGGACAGAGGUGCCAUUUCUUGUUGCUCCAGAGGUGCCCGCCUGGCCCGGGGCUUGGCCACGGGCACCGGGACAGGGGAUCGGAGGAGGAGAGGACAGAGGAGCGGUCAGAGGAGCCCCGUGCUCGCCCCUGAGGCGGAUUUGUGACCACAGAGGCUCCUGGGAUGCUGUGGGCAUGAGACCCUGCUGCUGAAGUCGGUGCAGGUUGUGGGUGUUCGUUCCCCCCAGUCCGGAGCCGGGCACUGGCGUGCAGGAGCAGUCGGCACAGGGAUGGGGACCAUGGAACAAGCUGCCUGUCCCCCAUGUUCUAGAUUGGGCUUGUAAAGAGCUUAAAAAAAUAUAUAUAUGUGUGGUUUCUUCGGCCAAGGGUCUGAAUCUACUCGUUUUCCACCCCCUCCACUCCCUAGGAAUUACCCAACAUACAGUGAAAGACAACAUCUGUGCCGAACCGUGUGUGUGUGUUUAGUUCAGGUUGAAUCGUGUCCUUAUAAACUUUGCUCAGUUGAUUUCUGUUUUCAGUGCGUAUCUGGGGUUUUCUUUCUCAGUAGCUGCAAGCAUGGCCGCCUGUGGUGUUGGGGUGUCGCAUAACAAGGUCUGUGUUGCUGGUUUUAACCUACCUCGUUUCGGUUGGGGUUUGUUUUUUGGUUUGGUUUCGUUUUAUUUUUUUUCCGUUCCGCUGUCGAUCACAGCGCUGUUACCUCCAGCGGCAUAUAGAGAGCUUAACUGGCAAUCUUGGUGUACUCAGUAACGAUGGCUUUAUUAAAAAAUGAUUAAAUCAACAGGACUUGGUCAAACUUGAAUCUUUAUCAAGGGUAAGAGGUGUUGUGGGCUGGCGGGGAUGGGAUAGGCCGGGCCACCCUCACCUGAAGCAUUCUGUGGGCAGGGUGUCAGGGUUUGGUACCGCAGGGAUUGCCAGUGGUGGGACUCCCAGGAUGUGGAGUUCAGGGAAAAACAGGUGGGAUGUGCUUUGUGGUGCCUCCUCUGAGCACCAGACACCCUCCUGUUGGGCUGGUGCAGCCUCUAGAGAGUGUAGGGAUGGCCACAGGAUCAGAUACUGGUAUUCAAAUCCUGUCACAAACACUGAUUGCCACCAGCUCUUUGUAUUUUCAUUGUGGUUAAAAUAAAAAUCAAAUAAAGCCCAGAGCUUUUAUUGUGUUGCAAACUGAUAACUGUUUUGGGGUGUUUUUUGUUCUUCUUCAAGUGACAAAUGCACAGCUUUGGAUGAUUUUUGUUACUAUGGGUUUUUGCAUACAGUGAUGAAAUAGCAGGCAGUCAUUGAGUUUAAACGACUCAGGUGGUUUGUGAAUGUAUUUUUUUACAUCUCAGAAUAAUUUGAAACAAAAAUCACAGAAGCCAAUAUUACCACAGUCUUGUCUAUGGCAUGUGUGUAUGGAGAUAACACAGAGCAAAUGCUUUUCUGGUGCCAACCACAAUAAACCACAAAACUUUACCAUUAA